UUUUUUUAUUUCAACAUGAAAAGUUUUAAUUCAUAUUGGACAGUCAUAAAAAUUUUUUUUCAUGGAAUAUUUAUUCUAUGUAAUAUCGUGGGAACUUUAUCAGGGUCACAAGAUUCAAAUUCAAAUCGUCUUCCUGAUGACGUCAUACCACUUCACUACACAAUAAAUCUAAUUCCACAUAUUGAAGAAAAUAAUUUCACUUACGAUGGAGAAUCUCAUAUAGAGAUUGAAGUAAAAACUGAAAGUAAUUUAUUAAUUUUACAUGCGUAUGAUCUUCAGAUAAAUGGAAAAAUAACUUUGGAAAAUGAAAGUAAAACAUUCGAAUCUAUCCAUGAAAUUGAUGACAAAAAUGAUUUUCUAAAAAUUACUUUUAAAGAAAAAUUAUCAAGAGGUCAUUAUAUUUUACAUUUAAAAUAUCACGGUAUAAUUACUGAUCAACCGCAAGGUUUUUAUCGUAGUUAUUACAUAGAUAACUUUGGUAAAAAACAAUGGUUGUUAUCGACGUAUUUUGAAGCUAUGCAUGCCCGUCGUGCUUUUCCAUGUUGGGAUGAGCCAGCAUUUAAAGCGACUUUUAAAAUUUCUAUAAAGCAUAAUCGAAGAUAUACUGCAUUAUCUAACACUCAGUUUAACUCAAUAAUUAGCGCAAAUGAUAGCAGUAAUCAAGUAUGGACAAAUUUUGAAAAAACCCCAGCAAUGUCAACAUAUUUAGUUGCCUUCAUCAUCGGUGACUUAGAUUAUUUAGCUCACAACGAUGAUGAAUCAUUCAGAGUAUGGACUAGGAAAAAUUCUCCUGAUCGUGGAAAUCAUUUAUUAACAAGUGGAUUAAAAGCAUUCAGAUCAUUGGAGGAUUUUAUUGGUAUCCCUUAUGAAGAUCAUGGGUUAAAAAAAAUAGAUUUGGUUCUAAUACCUCAGCAAACUUCAAUAGGAAUGGAAAACUGGGGGAUAAUUUUUUUAAAGGAAAAUGAGUUUAUUUACAGUAAUGACAAUGUAUUUGAAGGAACGAAAAGAAAUGAUUUUAUGGAUUUAACUCAUGAAUUAACUCAUCAAUGGUUUGGAAAUUUCGUCACUCAUAAAUGGUGGGAUUGUUUGUGGUUAACAGAAGGAUUUGCUUCUUAUUUAUCAUAUUUAAUUAAUGAUCGAAUUGAAAAGUCAUGGCGCGUGAUGGAUAAAUUUGUAUUAGACCGGCGUGAAGAUUUAUUUACUUCCGAUUUUGAUUACUCGCUUUCUGUUAUUAAUGCAGAUAAAAUUUUCACAGACCUGUGGAGUAAUCGACAGUUUAAGAUUAAUUAUUAUAAAAGCGGAGUUAUUAUAAGGAUGAUUAAUUAUGUACUCGGUGAAGAAAAUUUCAGGACUGGACUGCGAAAUUAUCUGAGAAAUAACAAAUUUGGUUCAGUUACUUCACGUAAUUUAUUUGAGGAAUUCGGAAAAGUAUCUGGUGAUAUGAAUGUUACUUUCGUGAAGGCUUUGAACAAUUGGGCAAACGCACCAGGAUAUCCGAUGGUUACGAUCAAUAGAAAUUACACAUCUAAUCGAGCGACGAUUACGCAAUCGCAUUUUUCGAAUGAUAGAUUUUUGAAUUCAUCUACUAAAUUUUGGAUCGCUUUGAAUAUUGCGACUGAAGACAAUCCGGACUUUAGCGACACCUCAAUAACACAUUGGUUUGAUCCAGAUUCGGUUUCGUUAGAAAUUUCAGCACCCGAACAAGACAAAUGGCUCAUAAGCAAUAAGCAACAAUUCGGAUACUAUCGUGUUAAUUAUGAUGAGAGAAAUUGGAAGCUGAUAAUAAAUUUUUUGAAAUCGAAAAAUUAUCAUAAAAUUCAUUAUUUAAAUCGUGCUCAGCUGAUUGAUGACGCAUUUGUAUUAGCAGAAUUAAGACAUGUAUCUUAUAGCAUUGGUUUUGAAUUAAUGGAGUAUCUAAGACAAGAAACAGAUUACUUGCCAUGGGCUACAUUUCUUGGGAAGAUACGUCUAUUACAUGGUAAAACAUCGCUAUCAAAUUCUCCGUACUAUGAAACUUUCAAGAGAAUAGUUUUAACAUUAUUUGAAAAUCUAGAAAAAGAUGUAUUUUUUGAUCGCUUAAUUGAUGACGAUUUUAUAAAGAUGCCUCAGAAAAAAUCAAUCAUAAAAUGGACUUGUACAUAUGGUUCAAGUUUAUGUAAAAAUUACACACUUUCCAUGAUUACAAAGUGGCUUGAAGAUCCUGAAAAAAAUGCGCUCGACUUCAAUUUAAAGUCUGAAAUACUUUGCGGUGGGAUUCGUUACGCUGACAAAAGUCUUUGGAAUGAACUUCUAACAAAGUGUUUGAAUGAUAAAGAUAAAGAUAUUUUGAAUGCACUCAGUUGUACGUUGGAUGAUGAACUUUUGCACAAAUUAUUGUCCAUGGCUAUGAAUAAUUCACUGUAUGAAAUUGAUACAUGGAAUUUGUUUUUGGCCAUUACAAUGGAAAAUAAAGGUCUAGAAGCAACUUUAAACUUUGUCAAUAAUUCUCAAAUUCAAACUGCGAGGAGUGACGAUCGUUACAAUUUUCUACAUGACGGUAUCAUAUUUAUGAGAUAUAACGUUAGGAAUAAUGAUCAUUUUUCUAAGUGGCGGGAAGUAUUGAUAAACGUCAUCGGAGAAGAAAAAGCUAAGAAAUACUUGAAAAUAAUUGGCCGAGAUGUAGACAAUUAUAAUAUAGAUUUAGAAUCAAUGAAAAAUUAUUUUGAGAAGAAAGGAUUUAAGAAUAGUCCAGCUUGAUUUAAUGUCAUAAAAUAUCUAUAGUAAGUAAUUAUACAAUUAUACUAUUCCUAUUGUUUUUUCAAAAUACUAAGUAAGGUAAGAGACCCAAUACCUGAUCAGGGAACUAGUACCCGAUCACUCCGUGUAAUUGUAUAUCUAUAUUUUCUGAAUUUUACAAAAUAUAGAUAUACAAAUACAUGGUGUGAUCGGGUACUAGCUUUCAAAUCAGCUACUAGGUCUGUUACCUUAUAGAUAUUCAAAUAAAUAAGAGAUCGAGUACUAGUUCUGUGAUCAGGUACCAGGUCUCUUACUUUAGAUUUAACAAAAAAGUACUUAGAAGUUAAAAAUCUUAGUGCCCCAUCAGGGAACUAUUAUCUAUGAUCAGGGAGUUAGUACUCGAUCACUCCCUGUAUUUGUAUGUCUAUAUUUACUAAAUAUAUCUAUACAAAUACAUGCAGUGACUGGGUACUAGUUCCCUUAUUGGGUACUGAGUCUCUUACCGUAGAUUUAAAAAAAAAAUUACUCAAAAGUUAAAAGACCCAUAACCCGGUCAGGUAUGCGUAUGUCUAUAUUUACUAAAUUUUAUUAAAUAUAGGUAUACAUGAAGUGAUCGGGUACUAAUUUCCUGAUCGGGUUUCAGGUCUUUUACCUUCUACAC
This is a messenger RNA of Microplitis mediator, 3376 nucleotides long. RefSeq names its product aminopeptidase N-like. Gene Ontology annotation, biological process: peptide catabolic process; proteolysis. Lineage: Eukaryota; Metazoa; Arthropoda; Insecta; Hymenoptera; Braconidae. Gene Ontology annotation, molecular function: metalloaminopeptidase activity; peptide binding; zinc ion binding. The record is from RefSeq and is a predicted model, not a curated record. Bases 16 to 2736 code for a protein of 906 amino acids. Gene Ontology annotation, cellular component: cytoplasm. The transcript is spliced from 11 exons.